This is a messenger RNA of Chiloscyllium plagiosum (whitespotted bambooshark), 3258 nucleotides long. It is a transcript of the gene lipf, whose product is annotated as lipase F, gastric type. Lineage: Eukaryota; Metazoa; Chordata; Chondrichthyes; Orectolobiformes; Hemiscylliidae. Gene Ontology annotation, molecular function: hydrolase activity, acting on ester bonds. The record is from RefSeq and is a predicted model, not a curated record.
GGUGGAGCGGGCGCGCGCGCUGGCGGGGGCGUGCCCCCUGUGUUUCGGUCUGAGGCGGCGGCCGUUCAUCCGUUGGCCACGAGCGUGUGUCCGUUCGCCCAGCCCGGUUCCGGGAGGCAGCAGCCGGUAACGAUAAACAAAGUUGAUUUUUUUUACUGCCUUGGCCAUAUUCAGAUUGGGAUCAUUCGAGUUUCGCACCAAAUCAAAGAUGAGCCUUCUGUUUUUUGCGCUGUUGUUUCUAAUGAAAGAUGAGUGUGUGUGCAAAAAGAUUCUGGUAACCCCACAUCAGUUGAAGGUGGACCCUGAAGCAUUUAUGAAUAUUCCUCAGCUUAUCUCCUACCAUGGUUACCCAAGUGAAGAGUAUGAUGUGGUGACUGAAGAUGGAUAUAUCCUCAGCGUAAACAGAAUUCCUCAUGGACUGGCAGGAACUAAUGAAGGAGUCCGACCAGUUGUCUUUCUGCAACAUGGCUUACUGGCAGCAGGAAGCAACUGGGUCACAAACCUGGCGAACAAUAGCUUGGGCUUCAUUUUAGCAGAUGCUGGUUUUGAUGUAUGGAUUGGAAAUAGUCGAGGAAAUACGUGGUCACGAAAGCACAAAACCAUUCCAAGGUACAAGGAGGCAUUCUGGGCUUUUAGCUUUGAUGAAAUGGCUACCAAGGAUUUACCAGCAGUGAUUGACUUCAUCCUCCAAAAAACAUCGCAACGACAGUUAUAUUAUGUUGGUCAUUCUCAGGGAACGACAAUUGGUUUCAUAGCCUUUUCUACAAUGCCGGAGUUAGCAAAGAAGAUUAAAGUCUUUUUUGGCUUGGCUCCUGUUGUAACAGUUAAAUAUUCUGUCAGUCCGCUUGUAAAACUUGGGCAACUUCCAGAGUUUUUGAUCAGAGCUUUGUUUGGAAAUAAGGAGUUCCUUCCACAAACUAAGGAAAUAACAUGGCUUGCUACACAUAUAUGUAAUCAAUUUUUAAUUGAAGAGCUUUGUGGCAAUGUAUUCUUCAUAAUAAGUGGAUUCAAUGAAAAGAAUCUUAACAAGAGCAGAAUACCAGUCUAUUCAGCACAUUGUCCUGCUGGAACCUCCGUACAAAACAUUAUUCACUGGAGUCAGGCUGUGAAAGGAGGACGUUUUCAGGCUUUUGACUGGGGUUCUACUUCAAAAGAUUUGGCACAUUAUAAUCAGACAAAGCCACCUUUAUACUACUUGAAAUCAAUGCCUAUCCCUACUGCUCUCUGGUCUGGAGGAAACGAUUGGCUAGCUGAUCCCCAAGAUGUAAACUAUAUAUUGAAACAUCUGCCCAAUGUUGUUUACCACAAGCAAAUCCCUGAUUGGGAGCACUUGGAUUUCAUCUGGGGUCUGGACGCUCCACAGCGCAUGUACUAUGACAUGAUUAGUCUCAUGAGAAAGUAUCAGUGAGUAGGAGAUGGUCUGCAAUAAUCUAUUUUAAAACUGGAGUUAAUGGACACUUCUCUUAUGAGUUGCUUUUCUUUUUAUCCUUCCCUUUAUUGCUGCAUUAUAUGGAUCAUAGAUGGUCUUAAACGAUUCUUAAUAAGAGAUAAUACAUUUAGAAUUAUUAAAGUUUUAAUAGUUUGUUGCCCAGAUUGUGCCUGAGUUCUGUCUUUAAGAAGUGUCUAAUCUCAUACCCGGAAACUCCGAACCCACAGUCAUAUUGCUGUGGCCAAAUAGCAAGCUGAGGCCUAAUUCUUCUUUAUGAGCAGGAUGAAAAAUGUGGAGUGGGCCUGGUCAAAAUAAAAUUAAUGGAGACUUUGGAACUUAUGCCCAUCUCCUCUUCCUAAUUAUUGGACUUUUGAGAUCAGAGAAUUAAUGUUUUACAAAAUUUCUUUGACUUGAUCAUUGUCUAAAUUGCCAGGGUGCUGCACAUGAAAGCCUGCUAGCUAUCCUUCUAUGCAUUUGGAUAAAGCCAUAUUUCUUCCAGUUUUAUUGCUGUUCCCUAUAAUGCCUGUUUGAAUCCCUAUAAUGCUUGUUUGAACCAGUGAUUUUUUUUUUUACUGGUGUUCAUUUAUGGUAUUUGGGAGCAACAACGCAAGACGGUACAAGUUCCUUGAAAAGGCCCUAAUGUUAGCAGCAUUUAUGGCACAUAGCUCCUUUUCAAAUGCAGAAUUGAAAGAACAUUUUCUGCUGUUCACACAUCAAACUUUCAGCUAUAUUUUGCUACAUGGAACAAUUGUGAGAACUUGGUAUUAUUUUGAUUGUGAAGUUGCUCGUUAAAUCUGGUUGGGGGGAAAAAAAAGUUGAUUUCUGAACAUUAAGUUCCAAAUCUGUUUACUAUAAAUUAAAAGCCACUUGCCUGAGACAGUCUGCACCUCUUAAUUCAAAGUCACUUGACAUAGGAACUUUAAUUUUCCAAAAAAAAGUUUUUGAAUUAUUGGGAGUAGAUUGUAGCAUCAUUCAUUCAAUGCUGCUGACCAAAUACUUGUUCUGCCUCAGACUCUGAACAUCAGCCUCUGAUAUGAAAAUAUGAAUUGUACAAUAUUGAGAGGCCCUGUGAUUAUGGAAAGUACUAAAUCAUGUAAACCAGCAUUCUCAGGAAAUUAAAUUGUUUGAAGUCAUUUGGUGAUUCAGGGUAAAUUUUGAAUGUAUUUUAAUAACACCACUUGAAUUCAUAUCUCAGGAUCGAUUUUUCACGUGUGGCCAAUUAGAAUAAUCAGAUCAACAUUUUUAAUGAAAAUUAGCCUGACAUUUCAGAAAAGAUCUGAUUAGUUGAGGUGCUAGUAAUUCUAUAAACAAUUUAAUUUUAGUUAACAAUGCUGUACAAUCAUAUGUUUGUACACUGACCUGAUGAUCACUGGCUUCCAGAAAAAGACUCAGACUUUCAGCUGAUAUUACAUGUUAAAGAUUGACAACUUGGUUUUUCAUACAAGUGCAUUUGCAGUAGCCUGAAUUCUGGCAUUGAUGGGAAAAUUAAAAUGGAACACAACUGAACUAGCUUAUGUUAGUAAACCAGUUCAUAAUGGGUAACUUCACAUAAUAUUUUAGUAAAAUAGCAGUAAUGAUCAAGGCAUUGAUACUGUAAUAAAGGUGAAUAAAGCUGGUUUGGAUAGCAAGUGUUGUGUUUGAGUGAUGCAAGUGCCUUUUUUUUUGAAAAUAUAUGUCUCAAAGCAUAAUAGAACACUGCUGAUUUAAACAACAAAUGAUUAAACUUGUAUGCAUAUCAUUUUGCUAACCUUUAAUACCAUGUCACAGUUUUGUCUUGCUCUUCCAGAUGGAGCAACAUCAAUAAAGUGAAUGAAAUUCCGACAAAUCAA